Messenger RNA from Anisakis simplex (herring worm), 543 nucleotides. Lineage: Eukaryota; Metazoa; Nematoda; Chromadorea; Rhabditida; Anisakidae. The record is from the annotation of a GenBank genome assembly.
AUUGAGCAGACGGAAUCAGCGUUCUCACAGCAGCAACAAUCAAAUCUUACGAGCAACACUAGCAGCAAUAAUAAUAAUAAUAAUCACCCGUCAAUAAUCGUUGAGCAAGACGACGAACCAGAAGAUGAUUUGGAGGAUGAUUUGACGGUAGACGGAGUGACAGAGAGUGUUGAUCAACUGCCGGACUUAUCACCAUCAGGAUCCGUGACCAGUAUGGUUCUCGAUCCUAUCAGAAUGCCAAAAUUACCGUCUACAGUCUCACUAGAUAGAAUGCCAUCUGACAGCACUGCCACAGCACCAACAAAACACAUUUUUGCAAUUCAUCACAGUCAGUCUUCAGUAUGUGUUCACAACGCAUCUGAUCUGCAACACCAACAAAAGCACGCUGCACUGUUUAAUCAACGUAGAGCUAGUAUUAUUUCACACGGUGACAGUGCAAAUUCUUCAGAUAUGAGUACACAACCACCGUUAAAAGUCUCCACACCAGCUGCCGUUUUAUCAAUGCCGUGUAGGAAUAUCCCACAGGUAAUAGGUUGUGUCUAG